Molecule: messenger RNA, 2993 nt
Organism: Biomphalaria glabrata
Lineage: Eukaryota; Metazoa; Mollusca; Gastropoda; Planorbidae
Product: vacuolar protein sorting-associated protein 41 homolog
Exons: 27
Coding region: 74-2677 (867 amino acids)
Biological process (GO): vesicle-mediated transport; endosomal vesicle fusion; cellular response to starvation
Cellular component (GO): HOPS complex; late endosome
Molecular function (GO): protein binding
Source: RefSeq, a predicted model, not a curated record
CUCUCUGACCUACUUCCAAAACGAGGUUACAUUUUUAAUAAUUAUUUAUAAACAUGAUCACGUGAUAUCAAACAUGGCGCAGGCUAUCAAAGAAGAUGCAACACUUACCAAAAAUGGUACAACUGCCAGUAAUGAAGUUGAAGAUGAUGAUGAAGAAGACUCUUCUAGUACAGAAGAUACUGAUGAGGAUGUUGAACCUAAGCUUAAAUAUGAAAGGUUAGCCAAUGAUGUCACCAGCAUUCUCAGUAAAGAUGCAGCCAGUUGUAUAGCAGUUCAUUCAAAGUUUCUGGCAUUAGGAACUCACUGGGGAACAAUACAUAUAUUAGACCACAUAGGCAACAAUAUUAGAGAUAAGGAAGUUUCAGCACACACAACUACUGUUAACCAGAUUAGCAUUGACGCCAAUGGAGAUUUCUUAGCCAGCUGUUCAGAUGAUGGACGAGUCAUAAUUACAGGUCUGUAUGCUCCAGAAAACCAGGUUGUACAAUUUGAUCGACCAGUGAAGGCUAUCGCUCUUGAUCCUUUGUAUUAUAAACCCAACAGUAAAAAGCAAUAUGUGACUGGCGAUGAUAAGUUGAUUCUGAAUGAGAAAGGUGGCUUGUUUAGUCGUCAUAAGAUGCAUAUUAUUCACCAAGGUGAAGGCCCAAUCAGAAAUAUAAAAUGGGGUGGAGAGUUCAUUGCUUGGGUCAAUGACAAGGGAGUAAAAGUGUUUGAUGUGACAGCCAAAGCUAAAAUAACUAAAAUUGAUAAGGAUCACAACAUGCGAAAUGACUUGUGCAUCUGUCAGAUGGUUUGGCGUGAUGAAAGAACACUUUUGAUUGGUUGGGGUGAUAAAAUCAAGAUUUGUGUUGUAAAAGACACCCCUAAACAUACAGAAGAGGGUCCGUCAAGAUUUGUUGAAAUAACUCACAUCUUUUCAACAGACUUCAUUAUAUGUGGGUUAGCUCCUCUUGCUACAAACUUAGUUGUCCUAUCUUGUGAAAAAACUGAGGAAAACCAAGGGCCUGGAUUGACCCAGUCUGGCAGACCUCAUCUUCAGAUUUUAGAUCCUCACGUUAGAAGCUAUGAAGAAAUUUCCAAUGAUGCACUUUCUAUUAGAGGCUUCCAGCUUGUUCGAUGUAAUGACUAUCAUUUAGAAUGCAUCCCAGAAGAAAAUUUGUUUUUUAUUGUAAGUCCUAAAGAUAUUGUUGUUGCCAAGCUGAGAGAUCAAGAUGACCAUAUCUCCUGGCUAAUGGAGCACAAGAAAUAUGAGGAAGCCAUGGCAGCAGCCACAGUACACAGUAAAGAACUCAAGCAACAUACAUAUUUUGACAUUGGCAGAGAAUACCUAAAUUAUCUGUUGGAAGAAGAAGCUUAUGAUGAUGCUGGCAGACUGUGUGUCAAAAUUCUUGGAAGAAAAAAAGAGUCUUGGGAGGAAGAAAUCCUUAAAUUUGCUAAAAUUCAACAGUUGAAGGCCAUUGCAAGUUACAUUCCAAGAUCUGCUCCCAGAUUAAGUUCAGCAAUCUAUGAGAUGGUGUUAAAUGAGUUUUUGACUACAGAUUGUGAAAGAUUCUACCAACUGAUCAGAGAGUGGCCACCAGACUUAUAUGAUAAUGAAUCUAUCAUUAGUGCAGUGCUGAUCAAACUGGAUAGAGAUACAAACUCAGAACUUUUGUUACAAAGUUUGGGUCAAUUAUAUGCAUAUCAGAAAGCAUAUGACAAGGCCUUAGGUAUAUAUCUCAGGUUAAAACACAACGAUGUUUUUCAAUUAAUUCACGACCACAAUUUGUACGACAAGAUCAGUGAUAAGAUUAUUCAGUUGAUGGACUUGGACCAGGACAAAACUGUAAAGAUGUUACUGGACAACAGUGAGACUGUUCCGGUGGAGAAAGUGGUUCAACAGUUGAGCAAAACUCCCAAAUAUCUCUAUGUGUAUCUGGACCAGAUGGUGCAGAAAGAUUUCCAAGGGACUCAGACAUAUCAUGGCAAGCUGGUCAAACUGUAUGCUGAAUAUGACAGGUCCAAGCUGCUGCCAUUCUUGGGCAGAAGUGAAUUCUACCCACUACAGUCUGCACUGGAGGAAUGUGUGGCAAGAGAUUAUUAUAAGGAGCAAGUCUUCUUGUUGGGUCGCAUGGGAAACUUGACCCAAGCACUGAAGUUGAUUACAGAACAGCUUCAAGAUGUCAAUCAUGCUAUUCAGUUCUGUAUGGAACAAGCUGAUGAAGAGCUGUGGGAAAACCUGAUAGAAUACUCCAUGGACAAACCAAAGUUCAUCACUGCAUUGCUACAAAAUGUUGGUGCCCACAUUGACCCUAUUAAAGUGAUCAGUAAGAUCAGAAGAGAUUUAGAGAUUCCAGGCCUCAGAGAUUCUCUAGUGAAAAUAUUGCAGGACUACAAUCUGCAGCUGUUCUUGAGAGAUGGUUGCCGUAAAAUUUUGGUUGCUGACAGUUUUAAUCUUUUAGACAGACUAGUGAGGACACAAAAAAGAGGAAUCUUUGUUGAUGAUAGUCAACUGUGUCCAGUCUGUAAUCAGAGGUUGACAGUCAGUGAUUUACGCUAUGCUAGUAAUUUAAAUGUGUUUCACUGCCGACAUGCUUUCCAUGAGGACUGUAUGCCAGCCUAUGUUACUCAUUGUUUAAUCUGCAAUUCUGUCAAGAAAGACCGUAGACCAGGAGCACGAGAGCAUUACUUAAAGUAAUGAUAAUCUUCCAAGAAAUAUUUGGUAAAAAGUAAAAAAAAAAAUGUAUUCAAUUCCAUUAUUAAUGAACAGUAGAGUACUGUUAUUAUUUAUUCAAAUUUUGCAGUGGAAUAUGUUGCAGCGGAGUAUCUAAAAGUUUUGACUAUUCUUAGGCUUAAUCAUUAAAUUUAAAAUAUUCAUUAUUAAUAAUUCUUAUUCGGCAAUCUAAUAAAUUUAGUAAUGUCUUUCAUUAUGAUCUACUAUUUUACUUUUGUUGUAAUUUCCAUUUAUUUUUGGUGCUUUUAAAAGCAAAAUAAAAAACUUCAAAGGAACAAAA